AUGCAGACCACCCAUACAUCAACAGCUGCCAGACAAUCUCAAGACGUCUCCGCCAGCAAACUUAAACGACUGCUUGACCACAAUGAACAUUUGAAAGAUCAGCUGAAUGUCCCGAGAACAACUGUUUCUGAAGCAGCUACAAGACUUGUAGAUUAUUGCAACAGUACAAAAGAUCCAUUGGUUCCGUCUGUGUGGGGAGCUGUGGAUAAAAAAGAAGAUCCUUAUGGUCCCACCAAGAAAUCCCACUGCUGCACCUUGAUGUGA
Messenger RNA from Phycomyces blakesleeanus NRRL 1555(-), 264 nucleotides. RefSeq names its product G protein gamma subunit. Gene Ontology annotation, molecular function: G-protein beta-subunit binding. The record is from RefSeq and is a predicted model, not a curated record. The transcript is spliced from 2 exons. The coding region runs from base 1 to 264 and encodes 87 amino acids. Gene Ontology annotation, biological process: G protein-coupled receptor signaling pathway. Gene Ontology annotation, cellular component: heterotrimeric G-protein complex. NCBI's taxonomy places the organism in Eukaryota, Fungi, Mucoromycota, Mucoromycetes, Mucorales, Phycomycetaceae.